GGACCAGUUCCCUUUUCUUUCCGCCUGUCCUCUCCGCCCAAAAAAAAACCGCCAGAUCCAGUAUAGAUCCAUCGGCACCACGCUCAAAGCAGUAUCUCCACCACUCGUUGCCUUUUCCAGCGCCGUGUGAUACAAGUCGACGACGAUUGGAUUCGGAUUAGGAUUGGCAUUGGCAUUUUAUGGUUGCUGUCGCAGUUGCAACCGCAGACGCUCAACAUGGCCGACAUCACCGACCAGCACGAUCAGACGUCGCCCACGGAGCUCGACGACGCGCACUCGGUGGGCAAUGGCAACGCGAACGAGGGCCGCGGCGUCAAGCGACCGCGCCCAGCUGCCGACGACGACGACGACGAUGACGAGAAGGGCGGCCGCGAGCGUCGCAAGAUUGAGAUCAAGUUCAUCAGCGACAAGUCUCGCCGCCACAUCACCUUUUCCAAGCGCAAGGCCGGCAUCAUGAAGAAGGCGUACGAAUUGUCCGUCUUGACAGGCACCCAGGUUCUGCUGCUGGUCGUGUCUGAGACGGGACUGGUUUACACCUUCACCACGCCCAAGCUUCAGCCGCUCGUCACCAAGGCUGAGGGCAAGAAUUUGAUCCAGGCAUGCCUCAACGCACCUGAGCCCACGACGGGCAGCGAAAACGGUGUCGACGGCGGCGACCAGGUCGAUUCUCCUGAGGAGCCUCCCAGUCAUCUCCCACCACAGGGCGGCCGUCCAGGCAUGCCUCAAAACCCACACAUGGGCCCCGGAGGCUAUAUGCCCCCAAAUAUGCCCAUGGAUCCCCAGCAGGCUUUGGCCUACCAGAGCUAUGUGCAGCGCAACCAAGGCUACGGCUCUGGCAUGCCUCCACAGCCAGGAAUGCCCCCAAGCUCUCAUCAUCAGUCAUGAGCAGUAUCAUAAAAAAAGAACUCUUGGGGAACAAGAUAAAGACUGAAACCGUUAAUACCCUGCUUUCAACAAUCUUUGGAGGUGUUGUUCGCGGGCCUUGAUCCGUCUCCAGGAUGUUGCCGUCACAUUUAUGCGAGGGUUCCGAUUCGGCGUUGAUGAUGUUGAUAUGUUUUUCAUAUCCUUUUUUAUCAUAUUGUGCUUUGCCCCGUUUCCUUUUUUAUUAUUUUUUUUCUCAUUGAAUUUUUUCUCUC
Trichoderma harzianum CBS 226.95 is the source of this 1136-nucleotide messenger RNA. RefSeq lists its product as hypothetical. Gene Ontology annotation, molecular function: RNA polymerase II cis-regulatory region sequence-specific DNA binding; protein dimerization activity; DNA-binding transcription factor activity, RNA polymerase II-specific. The record is from RefSeq and is a predicted model, not a curated record. The transcript is spliced from 3 exons. NCBI's taxonomy places the organism in Eukaryota, Fungi, Ascomycota, Sordariomycetes, Hypocreales, Hypocreaceae. Gene Ontology annotation, biological process: positive regulation of transcription by RNA polymerase II. Bases 217 to 885 code for a protein of 222 amino acids.